AUGGCACUCCGGGCAAAGACAGAUCGCCGCUAUCUCUUUUAUUUUGCACCAGUUUUUCUCAUCCUCGCGUUGCUUCUUCAGUUGUUUGUCUCGCUCUCGCUCCCAAUCAUCAAACCGCUAUAUCUCUUCUCUCUGCACAUCCAGACGAGCGCCGUCGAGGUCAACAAGGGCGAACUCCGCUUUGGCCUCUGGGGUUUCUGUUUUCUCACCGAGCUCGACGAGGGUUGGUGGGAUUAUGGCACUUGUAGUACCCCGCGCGUCGGUUACACAGUCGACCCAGCCAUCAUCUCCACACUCGGAUUAUCGCCGUACUUGUACGACAUUAUCACACAAGUCCUCGUCUCUUUUCUCGUCAUCCAUCCCGUAGUCGCAACAUUGACACUACUCAGUCUCUUCCCAACCUUUUUCCCAUUCUCCCGCUUUGCACAAAUCCUAUCAUUGAUUCUCAACAUCAUCUCAGCUGUCCUCAGCACUCUCGUCGUCGCCGUUGAUUUUGCCAUUGUAAUGAUUGCACGCAACAAGCUCCAAGCACUUUUCCCAGAGGCCAGCACCAUCUCAAGUCUCGGCAUGCGCUUCUCUCUGUCCUUUGGAAAUACAGUCUGGAUGUCCGUCGUCGCAGUCGUUGCGCUUUGGGCGGCCGUCAUUGCAGGGAGCAUCAUCGUCUGCUCUUGUAUAGGCUACAUUGAAUGGGAUGAUGUUGAUGCGGAGCAGCUCAACAAAGAAGGGAAGACGCAAUUCUGGCGAAAGUUCCACUUUUGGCGUCAUGCGAGGCCAAGAGGCAUACGAUGGCGUCGACAUAAGCCCGAGGAUGUCGAAGAGAAGGAGAAUCCAUCAAACUGA
Molecule: messenger RNA, 840 nt
Organism: Serendipita indica DSM 11827
Lineage: Eukaryota; Fungi; Basidiomycota; Agaricomycetes; Sebacinales; Serendipitaceae
Source: the annotation of a GenBank genome assembly